Periconia digitata is the source of this 1784-nucleotide messenger RNA. NCBI's taxonomy places the organism in Eukaryota, Fungi, Ascomycota, Dothideomycetes, Pleosporales, Periconiaceae. The record is from the annotation of a GenBank genome assembly.
AAACUACUCGGGUCUUCGAGCAUGUCUGUCUCUAAACGCAUAAGAGCUGCCUAUGCCACAGGACACUUGCCUCUGCCUAUGCCACAAUGUUCGACCGAUCUGGGCUCCAACAGCGAGCUGUGCAAACAGCUGAAAAGGCUAAAUCAAGACUGACACAACCAUCAAGCUGGAAGCUUUCCAAGCAAUCCAGCAGCAUCGCACCGUCUGAUGUCUGGACCAAUGGAGACUUGGAUCCUGUGCCCCCCGAGAAGAGAACUUGGGGGAAAGGCGCUUUCAUCACUUACUGGGUUUCCGACUUGGUGACUAUUUCUACUUGGAGUUCCGGGUCGGCUAUAAUUACCCUGGGUCUCACUGCCACUGAUGCCGUCCUGAUCACUUUGAUCGCUGGAAUUUGCAAUGCUAUACCAACCGUACUAAACGGUGCAAUUGGUGCCGAUCUGCAUAUACCAUUCCCUAUCGCUUCUCGUGCCAGCCAUGGCUACUUGUUCAGCUAUUUUGCGGUUAUAAGUAGAGGAAUUCUUGCCAUGUUUUGGUUUGGAGUGCAUACGGGGUACGGAGGAACAUGCGUUUCGGCUAUGCUCACAGCUAUCUGGCCCAGUUUCGCAACGCUUCCGAAUCAUCUGCCUGCAUCUGCAGGGCUAACCACUGCCGGCAUGAUCUCAUACUUUCUUUAUUGGCUCAUCCAAUUCCCGCUGCUUCUCAUCCCGACCCAUAAGCUGCAGUAUAUGUUCUGGGUGAAGACAGUAUUGAUGCCGCCCGUGGCUAUUGGAAUGACCAUCUGGGUUGCCCUUAAGGCGGGAGGCAACGGUGCAUUCUUUAACCAACCCAGUCAAGUACACGGCUCAGAAAGAGUAUGGUUAUGGCUCUCAAGUAUGACUAGUAUCACGGGAGGCUAUAGCACACUUGCGGUUAAUAUCCCCGACUUCUCUCGGUUCAGUAAAAACCGCCAUGCGCAUUACUGGCAGAUGCCGACAAUCCCGCUCUUGAAGACGCUGACUUCCCUCAUGGGUAUCAUUUCUGCGUCUGCUGCACAGCAAAUCUGGGGUACACCAUAUUGGACGCCUGUCCAAAUAAUCGACAAGUGGCAAGGCACCCCGGGCGGACGCGCCGCAGCGUUCUUUUGCGCAGCAAUUUGGCUUCUAAGCCAGGUCAGUGUCAACGUUAGUGCAAACGCGGUGUCAUUUGCCAACGAUGUUACCACCCUUUCACCCAAGUGGUUUAAUGUACGUCGUGGCACGAUACUUGUUUCUCUUGUGGGCAGUUGGGCGCUGUGCCCUUGGAUCAUCGUUUCCUCAGGUAAGGCGUUCCUCAAUUUCAUGAGCGCGUACGCCAUCUUCAUGGCUCCGAUUGCCGGUAUAUUAUUUACGGACUACUGGCUGGUCAAGCAUCGCCACUAUGAUGUCCCGGCUCUCUAUGAUCCACGGGGUAUUUAUCGAUAUGGGAGAUUUGGCACAAACUGGCGCGCUGUGGUAGCGACGUUUGUUACCAUCAUCCCGCUGCUGCCGGCGCUAGCAAACAAGGUCAAUCCCAAGAUCUCUCUUCCAUCCGGACUCCGAAAUCUUUUCACCAUCAACUGGUUGUACGGGUUUUUUCUAUCCAUCUUCCUUUACUACUCGUUGAACUUCUUCUUUCCGAACAAGGAAUCCUUGAUUUCGAAGACUGUAACGGGCUUUGAGUUUGUUGAUGGGGUCGAAGUGGUUGCAGAAAGCUAUUCGGUUGGAAGCAAAGACGUGAAGGAGCCGCGAGAAGUGGCAGAAGAGGAGUCGGCCAGAUCACCUGCUUGA